Molecule: messenger RNA, 977 nt
Organism: Setaria italica (foxtail millet)
Lineage: Eukaryota; Viridiplantae; Streptophyta; Magnoliopsida; Poales; Poaceae
Product: inactive protein RESTRICTED TEV MOVEMENT 2
Exons: 2
Coding region: 50-802 (250 amino acids)
Source: RefSeq, a predicted model, not a curated record
UCUGUCCCUCCGUCUGAAUUGUUCUGAAACCAUAUCAGAGCCAAGACCCAUGGCCGCCGCAGCGCCGCGCACGUACGCUGACUUCGAGCCGCCGCACAGCCUGCAGGAGGAGCCCGGCCAGUUGGCCCUCCGCGUCGACCUCUCCGCUGAAGGGUUCAAGAAGGAGCAGAUCAGGGUGCAGAUCGACAACUUCGGCACGCUGCGGAUAUCCGGCGAGCGCCCCCUCGGCGCCGACGGCAGCCGGUGGAGGCGCUUCGGCAAGGAGUUCCAGGUCCCCGACACCUGCGACGCCGCCGCCAUCCGCGCCAGGCUCGACAAGGAAGGCGUCCUCCUCAUCACCAUGCCGAAACUGUCCGCGACGGCUGCGCCGCCGGCGCCGGCCGAGGAGCCGGCGGCGCCAGGCGCGAACACGGGUGCCGCCGCCGCCGCCGCUGGCCGGGACCACGAACCUGCAGGUCACGCUCAUGCCAGUGCAUCCCAAGCGGGUACUGCUGCUGCCGAAGCUGAAGAAGAGAAGGGCCACAAGGAGGAGGACGACACCAGGGCAGCGGCCAUGGACCGUCCAGGCGGCCAACAAGACGAGCAGCACCCAAGCAGCGACGACGCCGCUGCGGCAACCGCACCUCCCGCUAGCCAGCCGGCGGCGUACGGCUUCGCCAAGGACGGCAGGAAGAUGCUACUGGCGAUCUUCGCCGUGAUGCUGGCCCUGGUUGCCGCCGGCCUGUUCGCGAGGUACACGAUGGAUCCAUCGGCUGAGACGCCGUCGUCAGGCAACCACAUUGUCAGUCUCUCGGAUAGCUGAUCGUGGCGCAACAGUGAAAAAUUACUCUUAGUACGCGUACGCCUGAACAAUGUGCAAACGUGGUGGUUGCAUACCGUAUAGUUUAUACGUUCCAUCACUGUACAUAUAUGUGUGAUGACUGCGUAUUGUUACACAAAAGAAAAAAAACAGAGAGUUCAGUUCAAAGCUUGGAAAA